CUACCCCUCUUACAAUGCACACCAGUGGCAGGAAUAGUGCCCCAUCAUCCGUGUCAGUGGGAGGAAUAGUGCCCCAUCAUUGUGCCCCAUCAUUAGUAUCAGUGGGGGGAAUAGUGCCCCAUCAUUGGUGUCAGUAGGAGGAAUGGUGUCCCAACAUUGGUGUCAGUGGGAGGAAUGGUGUCCCAUCAUUGGUGUCAGUGGGGGGUGGAAUAGUGCCCCAUCAUUGGUGUCAGUGGGGGGGAAUAGUGCCCCAUCGUUGAUGUCAGUGGGGGGGAGGAAU
Staurois parvus is the source of this 280-nucleotide messenger RNA. The record is from the annotation of a GenBank genome assembly. Lineage: Eukaryota; Metazoa; Chordata; Amphibia; Anura; Ranidae.